Molecule: messenger RNA, 2265 nt
Organism: Armigeres subalbatus
Lineage: Eukaryota; Metazoa; Arthropoda; Insecta; Diptera; Culicidae
Exons: 2
Coding region: 173-1441 (422 amino acids)
Biological process (GO): larval heart development; cell adhesion involved in heart morphogenesis
Cellular component (GO): extracellular matrix
Molecular function (GO): catalytic activity
Source: RefSeq, a predicted model, not a curated record
UUCAAUUGAUUGAGAACACCGCGUUACCGACCUAGGACCUCCACCUUCGUUGCCUCAUGCUGCUCAAAACUCCAGCACCUCACCCGGUGGUGAUUUCCAUCGAGAUUCGCAUUUCUCUCUGCUGGUCCACAACGCAAGUCAACAAGCUUCCAUUGGAUCUCCAGGACGCCCCAUGAAAAGCAUUUUGGGAGAAUUUCCCGGUUGCUCUAGUUCAGUCGCGCCUGUUGCAGCCAACGUUCUUCGAAGUCGUCCUGGCCCUGAACUUAGAUGUGCAUCGGGGAGCUCCCAACCUGCUAUUGCAGGCAAGUACUCUUACAUCCCUGAACCUUCACCGCCUGAUGCCGUUCAAACUUCUAGAGCCCCGUUUGUGGAUUCCAACCUCGUUUGCGUUGACGAAGUGCUGAUAUAUUAUCAGAACGCCGGUGGGAUGAACUGUGAUGUCGAACAAUAUCUUCUUGCCACGUCCGAUGAUUGCUACGAUGUGAUUGUGUUGGCUGAAACCUGGCUCGACUCCCGUACCCUAUCUAGUCAGGUCUUUGGGCCUGAAUACGAAGUUUUUCGCUGUGACCGUGGCCCCAUGAACAGUCGCAAAUCAACUGGAGGAGGCGUCCUAAUCGCAGUGAAUAAAAAACGGAAAGCAAGAGUUAUUUACAACGACUUAUGGGGAUGUGUCGAGCAAGUAUGGGUGCGCCUCCAGCUUUCCCAUCGUUCGGUGUUCCUGUGUGCACUAUACAUACCUCCUGAUCGUGUUCGCGAUGAUACACUGAUCGAAGCUCACACACAAUCAGUCUUGUCAGUGAUAGAAAUGACUAAUGCUUCGGACGAAAUCAUCAUUAUCGGUGAUUUCAAUCUGCCAGGAAUUUCGUGGAGUCCCUCCUGCAACGGGUUCCUUCACAUAGAUAUGGAACGAUCUUCAUUACACAGUCACGCCUCCAAACUCCUCGAUUACUACAGCACAGCCACGUUACGUCAAAUCAAUCACGUUACCAACGAAAAUAAUCGCAGCUUGGAUCUGUGUUUUGUUAGCGCUCAGGACGCUGCUCCGCUAAUUUUGCAUGCUCCAUCACCGUUAGUUAAAGUAGUUAACCAUCAUCCUUCGUUGAUACUCAAGCUGAACAACACGCGAGCCAAUGUUGUUGCAUCGAUCGAGCCCAUAAUCUACAAUUUCCAUAACGCCGAUCAUCAUAGCAUUGCUGAGUUCUUUGCUACAUUGGACUGGGUUGACAUUCUUGGCGGUUGUGAUGCAGAGAAUGCGGCAUUGACUUUAUCGCAUAUUAUUGGACACGUGAUUGAAAGACAUGUUCCUAAGAAAAUCGUCGCUCCUUAUAGUUGUCCUUGGCAGACCCGUCAGCUUCGUAGAAUGAAAACUGCUAAAAGAGCUGCUCUCAAGCGCUAUUCCAAACACGGUUCCUUAUCGUUGCGUGAGCACUACAAAAAUUAAACUCUGCGUACAAGAUUGUUAGCCGACUCUGUUUUUCUCAAUAUCAGCAAAAUAUACAGCAAAACUUGAGGACCAGGCCUAAAACGUUCUGGAAGUACAUAAAUGAACAAAGGAAACAAGCUGGGCUCCCUACAACAAUGACUCUGGACGAGGAAGUGGCCUCUACACCCCAAUCCAUCUGUCAGCUAUUUGCCGACAAGUUUGUGAGCACCUAUUGUAACGAAGUCAUCUCUGAUGUCACAAUCGCUGAGGCUGCUAACAACGUUCCUGCAGUCAGGAUCACUUGGGCCACGUUUUUCGUAGAUGUAGAAAUGAUCCGUAGAGCUAACUCGCAGUUAAAAUCAUCCAUGAGUCCAGGUCCGGAUGGCAUUCCGUCUGCGUUCUUGAAAAGGCACAUCGAACUUCUGCUCGCUCCCUUUCAAUUGAUUUUCAACAAAUCGCUAUCCAGUGGACUUUUUCCGUCCGUGUGGAAAACCGCUACAAUGUUUCCCGUGUACAAGAAGGGUGAUCGAAAAGAUGUCAACAAUUAUCGCGGCAUCUCAUCCUUGUGCGCUGCAUCCAAAUUAUUCGAGCUAGUUAUAACAGAACCACUCAUAUCUCACUGUAAGCAACAUCUGAGUGCCGAUCAACAUGGGUUCAUCUCAGGCAGAUCUACGACCACUAACCUUUUGUGCCUAACUUCGAGCAUUACCGACAGCUUUGUGCAGAAAGCACAAACGGACGUUGUAUAUACGGACCUAUCUGCAGCUUUCGAUAAAAUUAACCACGCUAUCACGGUUGCAAAAUUGGAAAGAUUUGGCAUUGCUGGUUAUCUUUUGCGCUGG